UCCACGCACAGCCAUUCGGAGCCGCCACUGCGGAGCUCCAGCCCUGUUCCCUGCGCAUCCGCCCGGAGUCCCUCAGCAUCCACGCUGCGCCAUGGCCAAGGCCACCGAUGUCUGGUCCGACCUCGGCCUCGUCUUCUGGCUCGCCUGCCUCCUGCCUUUGGGUCCAGCGAGGGUGGCUGCAGGUCUCUAUAAUCUUAGUCUUACUACUGAUGGUCCUGCAACCAUUGGCACAGAAGUGACCAUCUCAGCCAGCCUAGUGGUCAAGGACAAUGGCAGCCUGUCUCUGCCUGUGGACACCCACCUCUACCGUUUUCACUGGAUCCACACACCGAUGGUACUCACUGCCAAGACUGAGAAGAAUCUAACCUCAACCAUCCACGUGGUGGGCAAUGUGCCUGGGGACUUCCCAGUCACUGUCUGGGUCACUGCUGUCGACUGCUGGAUGUGCAAGCCGUUAGCCAGGAGUGCCCUGGUCCUCCCCAUCAAAGAGUCCCUUGUGGGAAACCUAGUCAUCACCCAAAACUCUUCCGUGUCUUGGCCAAACUCCUACAUCACCAAGAGAAGCCUUAGAUUCUCCUUUCUCCUCCAUGACCCAAGCGACUUCUUCAAGUCUGCUUCCUUCUUCUACAGAUGGGACUUCGGAGAUGGGACCUUGCUGAUAACUGACAACCCUGUGGCCUAUUACAACUAUUCAAGUGUUGGAACCUUCGCGAUGAACGUCAGGGUGGUGGCAGAAUGGGAGCAGACAAAGCCGGGUGCCACAAAGGGCAUUGUGCAGAAGAGUGGCGACUUCUCAGCUUCCUUAAGGCUUCGGGAGGCCCUUCAAGGCAUCCAGAUUUCAGGGCCUACCCUACUGCAGACAUUCCAAAAGUUGACAAUGACCUUAAACUUCCUUGGAAGCCCUCCUCUGCAGGUGUGCUGGGGCCUCAAGCCACAAUGUCUCCCAGUGGAGGACAGAGAGUGCCACCCUGUGUUGGUGACCAGCACAUCUUUUAACGUGACCCACGUCUUCCAGGACCCUGGGGACUAUUGCUUCAUCUUCCGUGCUGAGAAUGCCAUCAGCAGAGCUCACCAGUACCACAGGAUUCAGGUGUGGCCCUCCACCUUCCAGCCAUUCGUCUUUGCUUUCCCAUGUGCCACACUCAUCACUGUGUUGCUGGUCUUCAUCAUGUACAUGACUGUGCGGAACGCUACUCAACAGAAGGACAUAGUGGAGAGCCCGGAGGUCACUGGGCUCAAGUGCUGCUGUCAGUUAUGCUGUGGCUCCCUCUUUCUGGACUCACCAUCCGAGUACCUGGAAAUCGUCCGGGAGAACCACGGGCUGCUGCCGCCCCUCUACAAACCUGUGAAAACUUACAACGUGUGAACUCCCCAGCUUGCACCUGUCUGUGUUCACUGGUCACCCGUUGGGAGCUAUGGGCAGGGUGACAUAUGCUACUGAGCAGGAGGGGUUUACACAGGUGUGGCCUUGCCCAGACUGGCCACUGAUCUGUACAGUCCAGCUGCUGUCAUAUGUCUUUGUGUCCCUCUCCCAGCUGUCAUCACUCAUCUGUGCACUCUAGUCACUGCCGUAGCCUUCCCCCGUCACCCUCCCACCCUCUCCUGAGCAGGAUUCUGAUAUUUGGUGUAUUCUGUUAAGACUCUCCCACAUGGACCUGGCUGCCUCUCCCUGUUGCUUUCCUG
This is a messenger RNA of Phodopus roborovskii (desert hamster), 1683 nucleotides long. It is a transcript of the gene Tmem130, whose product is annotated as transmembrane protein 130. The coding region runs from base 92 to 1366 and encodes 424 amino acids. The transcript has 8 exons. Lineage: Eukaryota; Metazoa; Chordata; Mammalia; Rodentia; Cricetidae. The record is from RefSeq and is a predicted model, not a curated record.